Aspergillus novofumigatus IBT 16806 is the source of this 537-nucleotide messenger RNA. RefSeq lists its product as uncharacterized. The record is from RefSeq and is a predicted model, not a curated record. Lineage: Eukaryota; Fungi; Ascomycota; Eurotiomycetes; Eurotiales; Aspergillaceae. Bases 115 to 426 code for a protein of 103 amino acids. The transcript is spliced from 3 exons.
CCAACCAGCACAGCCUUGCACAACUUUGCCCUCCAUUUAACUGUCGGGGGAUGGUCACUUCGUGUUAAGCAUUUGAACUUCCAUAUCUAAUAUACACAGCACCUGAAUCUUCAAAUGCCGCGGCAUGGAAGGAGCUUCGUUCUUUUUCCACGCAGUAAGGAGCAAUCUCGCAACUCCGAAAACGAUAUAAUCGAAGACCAUCCACCCCGGAGAAAAUCUCCGUAUUUUAGGUGUUGCCAGUCCACCAUGAUCUCAGGCAUAUUGUAUUCGGCUGCUGUCUUCGUCGCGAGAAGUCCCAUGUUAAGCCUACUAAGGCAGUUCCCAAACCGACAAUCCAGCCUCAACUCCAUUCCUCUGCAUUACCACAUACUAACACGACCUUUGCGCCCACAUGUAACGACGAAGGGACCACCUCGCUCGAUUUAAAUUAUACGCAUGCAUCUCUCCCUCAACUCGACCCCACAUGCUCCGACUUCAUCUAUGAUGUUUUGCUCUUUACGAAGGAAGGAAAGAAAAUACGUCGAUUACUGGUACUAG